GAACUAGAAUAUUCCGAUCAUGGUGGCAUCGUGGAACUCGAUUCCGCUCGAGAUCACUUACAGAGUUUUGGGGUGGUUGACCUUCACGUUCUGGUCCGUCGGCUUCUAUCCUCAAGUCAUCUUGAACUUUCGUCGGAAAAGUGUUGUGGGGCUGAGCAUCGACUUUGUGGUGCUCAAUUUCACGAAGCACUCGUCGUAUCUCAUCUACAACGCCACUCUCUACUUCAGCUCCGCCGUUCAGAAGCAGUACUUUGACAAGUACGGUUUCGGAGAGAUGAUACCUGUAGCUGCAAAUGAUGUUGCAUUCUCUGCUCAUGCCGUUUUUGUGACAGCAGUUAUGCUCUUCCAAAUUGCAAUCUAUGAACGAGGAAGUCAGAAAGUAUCUAAAAUUGCAGUUGGAAUUGUGGUUGCUGUGUGGCUAUUUGCUGCAAUUUGUUUCUUCGUAGCCCUGCCGACUCAUUCUUGGCUUUGGCUCAUCUCCAUCUUCAACUCAAUUCAAGUGUUUAUGACGGUCAUCAAAUAUACUCCCCAGGCAUACAUGAACUUCAUAAGAAAGAGCACAGAUGGAUUAAGUAUUUUCUUUAUUCUACUCGAUUUUUCGGGAGGAGUUGGAAGCUAUGCACAAAUGGCUGUGCAAUCUAUUGAUCAAGAUUCUUGGGUGAACUUUUAUGGAAACAUAGGGAAGACACUGCUAUCUUUGAUAUGUGUAUCAUAUGAUCUUCUUUUCAUUUUCCAACAUUUUGUUCUGUAUCCUUCCAAGAAGGCACUGAUAUCUCCCAAAGUUGUCAUCAGCAAGGAGAACUUGGAGCCCCUUGUCAGUUCUGAUAGUCACCAAGUGUCUGAAAAUGUAUAG
Messenger RNA from Fragaria vesca subsp. vesca, 853 nucleotides. Its product is annotated as cystinosin homolog. NCBI's taxonomy places the organism in Eukaryota, Viridiplantae, Streptophyta, Magnoliopsida, Rosales, Rosaceae. Gene Ontology annotation, biological process: L-cystine transport. The record is from RefSeq and is a predicted model, not a curated record. Bases 20 to 853 code for a protein of 277 amino acids. Gene Ontology annotation, molecular function: L-cystine transmembrane transporter activity. Gene Ontology annotation, cellular component: vacuolar membrane. The transcript is spliced from 8 exons.